CCCACGCACAAGUGGCCUAUAAAACGAUCGAGCUAAUUGGCAAACAGCAUCAGUCACUGACAAACCAACCAACCCAAACAGUUCAACAUGAAGUUCCUCAUCUGCUUGGCUCUCUGCUUUGCCGUCGCUCAGGCUGGCUUCCUGGCUUCCCCGGUUACGUAUGCUGCUGCUUCAUCGUAUGCUGCCACCUAUGCCGCUGCCCCCGUGGCCUACUCGGCACCAGUGACCACCUAUGCUGCUGCUGCUCCGGCUUAUUCCACCUAUGCUGCUGCCGCUCCGGCUUACUCAACCUACGCCGCUGCUGCUCCAGCCUACACCGCCUCGGUGUACGGCGCCUCAGCCUAUACCGCUCCUGUGACCACGUACGCCGCAGCUGCUCCUGCUUUCACGUCCUAUGCUGCGGCUGCUCCCGCGUACACCACCUAUGCAGCUCCAGCCAUCGUCAGCCCCUUCUUGAAGAAGAAGUAAACGCUCUUCCUUUGCGUACCUUCUGAACCAUCCGAAUAAUAUGACAACUAAAUAAACCUCCCAAUCAAACCAAA
This is a messenger RNA of Drosophila miranda, 542 nucleotides long. RefSeq names its product pupal cuticle protein G1A-like. The transcript has 2 exons. NCBI's taxonomy places the organism in Eukaryota, Metazoa, Arthropoda, Insecta, Diptera, Drosophilidae. The coding region runs from base 88 to 468 and encodes 126 amino acids. The record is from RefSeq and is a predicted model, not a curated record.